This is a messenger RNA of Ectocarpus sp. CCAP 1310/34, 688 nucleotides long. The record is from the annotation of a GenBank genome assembly. NCBI's taxonomy places the organism in Eukaryota, Phaeophyceae, Ectocarpales, Ectocarpaceae.
AUGACUGCACUCUUCUCUUGGUGCAGGGUGGGCGAAUGCACGCUGAUCGGGGCUUCGGGGGAGUACUCGGACUUCCAGCACAUCAUGGAGACCCUCGAAGAUUACCACCAGUACGACGUCAACAUGGACGACGGCUUCGAGAGGAGUCCCGCAGAGAUCUACAACCUGCUGAGGACCAUCAUGUACAACCGCAGGACUUGCUAUGAGGACAACAUUCUGGCCACGGGUUUCGGUGGGCACCUGGCGCUGCCCAUCCUUCGCAAGAAGUGGAGGCCGGACUUGGAGGAGGGAGAGGCUAGGUGGAAAGCUAGGAACAAUCCAAUGCAUAGCUCGGUUUGGUCGCUGUGUGAAAUCGAAACGGGCGGAGUAUUUUUUGACCGAAUUUCAACAACGAGAUCCGUCCUGGUUUGGUGCAAACGGUCAAAGGUGCUUCUCGUCACCGUGUCUGUACCUUCGACAUCGAGAAAUUUAAGGUGUAUCCACGGGCUGAUUAUUUCAAGGCACCGAUCGAUGAAGCAGACCCGGGGGAUUGAUGCAAGAUGGGCAUCUCAGAAUGAGGACAUAGCACCCACCGAUAAAGGUUGACGAGAGCCGUGUUUCUCGCCUCGUCCCUCUCACUUCAUUCUGUCCUUUGCUGUUUUUGCGUGCCGUGGUUGGAUCUAUGAUGACAGGGCUUUGCUGGAGGACU